AUUAUUUACAUUUGCGUAUUUUGAAGUAAAUUAUUGCCAGUGCUGUUUGACGCAGACUUACCAUUGCGCAGUAUCACGUGAUUAACUUUCCAUUACCUUUGAGUUCACGAGAGCGACUUAAGGCAACGACCGAUAUCUGCGAACUAUUCUCCUAUAUUUUUUUACAUUUCUAAUGACUUUGGACGCGUAAAGGGUUCAUUUAUGCUUAUUAUUUGGUAUUAUAUUACGGUAAAACGAAUAUUAUAUUACGGUAAAACGGUCAAGUAACUGAACACGACAGUUUAUGUUGCGUUUUGUUCACGUAACUAUUUUAUAAGUAGCAUAUACCCUACUGCAUUAGGGCCACGACGAAUUCAAAUGCUUUCAAACACCGAAAAAGAGCUUAUUGUACAGAUAUGGGAAAAAAUGCUUCCUGUGGCAGAAGAUAUUGGAUCUGAAGCUCUUUUAAGGAUGUUCACAACGUUCCCUAAAACAAAGACAUACUUCGCUCAUCUAGACAUCAGCCCCAGUUCAGAGCAUUUAAGGUGCCACGGGAGGAAAAUUGUUCAGGCUUUAGCCGAAGGUGCCAAAAACAUAAGCACACUUACCACUACGUUGGCACCCCUCAGCAGAUUUCACGCUUAUCAGUUAAGAAUACAUCCUACAAACUUCAGGCUUCUCAAUCACUGCUUACUUGUGACACUAGCUUGCAAUAUGGGUGAAAACUUCACCGCAGUUGCGCACGCAGCGGUGGACAAGUUUCUUUCGGCAUUCUCUGCAGUUUUAUCUGAGAAAUUCAGAUGAAGACACCCUCGAAGAACAUGAAAGGCUUCCACAAACUUACUUUAUCUUUUAUUUUACAAAAAGUGUUUUGUAAAGGAAAGUCGUUUGCUGAAUGUAAUGCUAUAUGGUGUGUGUGUAGCAAUAAAGAGCAUACAUCUAAUACACCCUCCUUAUCUCUUCUCUUAUAGCGCCCUCUGUUGGAUUGUUUAUUUGAUGUCCCUAACCCCAUAGCACACAAUGCAAUGUAUAGUUUCCAGUACAUUUUAUUUAUAUAAAGAGUACUUUUUUACAAUUGUUAAUUUAGCAGACGUGUAAUUUAAAAGAGACAUCAAAAGUAGGCUAAUGCGUUUACACAAGAGUUAUCUGUAGCAUCGUAAUGCUACUUUCAAAGAGUAAGCCAGAAUAGUAAAGAAA
This is a messenger RNA of Paramisgurnus dabryanus, 1176 nucleotides long. RefSeq names its product hemoglobin alpha embryonic-4 (gene hbae4). Gene Ontology annotation, cellular component: blood microparticle; haptoglobin-hemoglobin complex; hemoglobin complex. NCBI's taxonomy places the organism in Eukaryota, Metazoa, Chordata, Actinopteri, Cypriniformes, Cobitidae. The record is from RefSeq and is a predicted model, not a curated record. Gene Ontology annotation, molecular function: oxygen carrier activity; peroxidase activity; organic acid binding. Gene Ontology annotation, biological process: hydrogen peroxide catabolic process; oxygen transport.